AUGCCCAGGCGCAGGGAGUUCCUCGACCCGAGUCUUCCAAAGGGAGUUCAUGCUCCGCCUGUCCCAGGAAUCACAGCACAAAUAAUCUCGCAGGACAAGAAAGCUUUCCCAAGCUAUCCUUCUCCCGAUAAAGAGCCUAUCGUUGAGGGUGACGAGUUGUCUGAAUAUUUCAGCGUUCGCACCGUCACGACCUAUAUUGCCGUUACCAAUAACACACCAUUUUCAAUUCAUCUUCGGGUUGAUAGGCCGUAUCCUGUGAAAAUGGACUGCUCGAAAUUGCAGUUUGAGAUCUUUGUUGAUGGGAAGUUUGUGUGGGAUGCUUGGUGUCAUAAGCCUCGGUAUCAGGAUAAUGGAAAUGUGUGGGAGGAAAUUAUUGGGGGACUGAAACUGGGGAAGGGUCGAAGUUGUGAAAUCAAAGACUUCAAAUUCAUGGGACUCAAGACCAACGAGGAAAGCAUGUCCUAUACGGCCCUUCAGCGUGUUAAGGAAUCCAUGGCCAAGAUUGGCAAGAUUGAGAUCAAGGUAUAUAGAACGAUGUAUGGAAAGAAAGGUGGCGAUGUCAAGAAUAGCAAGAAGGGGUUCUUGACCAAGAACAACAGAGAGGUUCCUGAGAAAGCAUUGAAGGGUGAGGCAAAGAGCCAUGGUACUGCAUUGGACGAAGGGCGAAAGACAAUCAGGGGAGAUGUGUGGCGAGAGGCCAACAAACAUGGUGAACUUCCAAUUAUCAUUUUUCGCUUCCUAUAUCGCUCAGAAGGUCUGUACUAUCCAGUUACCCAAGAAGAAUCUAUCGCUAAUCUGAACGCACUCGAUACAGAAGCGCUGAAAUCUCUGCAUAUUAUUGAACACACUCCUGGUUCAUCUCGCUCCAGUUCACCAGAAAGUGAGCACGAGGCUAGUAGCGGCUUAUCAGCUGCUCAAGCAAAGCAAGUCGAGGACUUACUUAAAUCUUUCAGAAAGUCGGCGGGCGGAGGCGGUGGAUCAAGCAGUCGGAAAGAAAUAAAGACGGAAGAUAAAUUGGGUAAUAGAAAGAGAAUAAAAAGAGAAGAGGAGCCGGAAAGCAGCGAAAUGGCUGCAAGGCGACGUAGAGCUGAAAAAGGCAAGGGGAGAGCAGUUACGAUCGAUCUGACAGCAGACAAUAGCGGCGACGAUGAAGAGUCUGUGAGAAGAGCCACAAAGCGACGUAGAGUUGCAAAGGGCAAUGGAAAGGUAGUCGCGAUCGAUUUAACAGCAGAUAGCAGCGGUGAGGGCGAGGACAAAGAUGAAGAGCCUAAUAUUUUUAGUGACGAGGAGAAAGAUGUUGAUGACAAAGACAAUAAUUUGUUUGUCCAAGAUGAUGGUCCACGAAGGAAGUGGCCGUUGUGGAGACGUUCUAAUUUGUUCAAAUACUCUUAA
This is a messenger RNA of Botrytis byssoidea, 1392 nucleotides long. RefSeq lists its product as uncharacterized. The transcript has 3 exons. Bases 1 to 1392 code for a protein of 463 amino acids. Lineage: Eukaryota; Fungi; Ascomycota; Leotiomycetes; Helotiales; Sclerotiniaceae. The record is from RefSeq and is a predicted model, not a curated record.